AGCACUAGAUCAUGACGUUAACACAUUUAAAUUGACCGGUCUAGUUAUUCAUGUGGGUGAGCACGUACUGGAGGUGUGAAACAUAUAUAUACCUGUCCAAAAGUCAUACACUCGCACAAGCAAAGCGACUUUCACCCACUUGGUCCACGAUGGCCACAUCUGAUGGCAGCACCCAACCACACAAGAUGCCCUCACUGGACAAUGAUAUCAACCAACACUUCCAGGACGCAAUUGAUGUGAUGCAACACCAUUCAAAUAAUUGCUAUUACGAUUCAGAGUACAUGUGCUAUGAGACGCUGGGGCUUCAGCAGUCGCCGUUACAGUGUCAGAUCUCCUGCUGCCUCGUCACUCAUCCUUCUGAUGUUCCGGCUCCCCUAUACGACUGGAGCGACACGGCUCAUUCCUGGCCUCAAGUUAUGCCCGAAGUCUCCACGGUUCAUGCUACAUCAACAGAGUCCCCCCAUUUCUACUCCAUUUUACCUCCACAGAGGGUCGGCAAAGGUCGUAAGAAACUCAGGCUUUAUGAAUACCUCCACGAAGCUCUGAAUGACCCCAACAUGGGCGACUCAAUCCAGUGGACGGACAGCGUCAGUGGCACCUUCCACUUUGUCUCCAAGAACAAGGAGAAGUUGGCUGAAUGCUGGGGACAACGCAAGGGCAACCGCAAGACCAUGACCUAUCAGAAGAUGGCAAGAGCCCUGCGGAACUACAGCAAAACUGGCGAGAUCAUAAAAGUACGCCGCAAGCUCACCUACCAGUUCAACCCAGCCAUCCUGCAGAGGCUCGGCACGGCGCAUGAACCCGUGCGCCUGCCCUGCCACCCUGCACAGGAGGUCCAGCAGCCAAACCCAACAGAACAGAACUACUGCGGCUCAAUGGCGUCAGAGUGGCACAGCUGGUACGGACAAUGCCCUCUGCAGGAGGAUUACGAGCUGGCAUCCAGCUUCACGCCGCAUACCGUCGCCAAGCUCUGAGCUGAAGGACAGUUUUCAUGUUUGAAAAAGUUUUCAAAGACUUGGUUGUGGCUUUUAUCAAUCCGGCUCCUUGACACAGUUCAACACAUGCAUGUUGGGGAAAGCGUUCGAAGACUUUAUUUUGCCAUUUUUGGUUUGAUAUCAGGGAAAUUCUUGACAUUUAACAACAAGAUGGAAACAAUGAAAUGCCCAGAGUGAAGGGAUGCUUCAAAUUUGAAUAUAAACAGCCUACAUAUAAAACAUGAUUCAGGAGACUUCUUUAGCAAAUGACAUUUUUGUUGCUGUUGAUGCCGUACUGUCUGUAUGUUUUUGGAUCUACUCUGAGAUAUUCUGGUCAGUUAUUUAGAGUCAGUAGGUCUGCUUUCAUUUCUGAGCUAAACCAGCCAUUAAUCAUUUAGCUGGAUGAUGUUUCCAAAAUAACUGUAUUAUUCAUAAUUACGGACCAUUUUUCAAGACAAAAAUGAAAAUUUGGGCUUGUUUCCCUUUUUCAAAUGUAAUCAUUUUCUUUGUUGUUGUUGUUUUUUUUAACUGACUUGAAUCUUUUUUAAUCUUUCUAAAUUAGAGAUAAUCUGGUUUUAACUUGUUUUCAGAUUGAGGUUCAAGAUGCUUUUGUAACACUUUAAACUUUUAACUGGUUUUAAAUCAGAAGGUUGCAGUUUUUGGACCCAUUUUAAACCAUUACGAACAUAUACAAUGUUUUACACUGAAAUUUAAAAAAAUACUUUGAACUAGUUAAAAUAAAAAAUAAGUGUAUUUUUUUAACUUCAGAUUCAACAUCAUGGUUAAUUUUGUAUUUUACAAUAUUUGCACAGUGAAAAAUAAUUCAAUAUACUAAAAUCACACAAUUUUUUAAAAAUGGUCUGUAACGCAUAGGCACAUAUAUAAACGAUGUAGAAAAAUAAAAAUAUUGCAUAUUUUCAGAUUUUCUGAUAUUUGAUACAGUGAUUAAAUAGAAAUAAUCAACUGUUUAAUAGAAUUAAGGAAAAAAAGUUUUGAUUUUAAAAAUAUCAAUAAUGGAGGAAGAUGCGAACAGUGUUUUUUAAACUUUAUUCGACUGAAAAAAAAUUCUGAAAAAUAAAUUUUCUGACAUUGGAAGACUGUGGCUUUGAAAAAACAUUACAUCUGGUAACAAUCAUCUGAAAAUACAAAUAUAACGACUAUUAAAUAUUACAACUAUUUGGCAUUUCAUUUAUACCUCCAUCUACCAUUAAUUGAUAUUAAAAUGCCAUUAAAAAAUUUAAUUAAAAUUAUGAUUACAGGAAACCCACAUUCUUUUCAUAGGUCGAUGUUUUAAUGAGGCAGCAGAAAAAUUCAUCAUAAUGAUAACAACAAUUCAUAAUCAUUUUCUGUGACUCCUGUUGUGACAUUAAACCAGUAAUAAGCAUUUUGUGUAAUGACAAUGAUAUGUGGUCAUACAUUAUUUAUUGUAAAUCAAUAAAUAUUUGUCAUA
Molecule: messenger RNA, 2424 nt
Organism: Thalassophryne amazonica
Lineage: Eukaryota; Metazoa; Chordata; Actinopteri; Batrachoidiformes; Batrachoididae
Gene: spic
Product: Spi-C transcription factor (Spi-1/PU.1 related)
Exons: 5
Coding region: 51-974 (307 amino acids)
Biological process (GO): cell differentiation; regulation of transcription by RNA polymerase II
Cellular component (GO): nucleus
Molecular function (GO): sequence-specific DNA binding; DNA-binding transcription factor activity, RNA polymerase II-specific
Source: RefSeq, a predicted model, not a curated record